UCUAAAGCAGCAGGCUGGAAGGAAGGAGUGAGGGAGGGACCGGAGCCUUUGAAGGAGGAGCUGCGAGCUGGGCUGUGGCGACGGGAGGAGGCGGAGCGGCCCAGGCGAGGCCACGUUUUGUUUUGUUAUUUUCCAUCCGAGUAGUUCUCGCAGGCCCUUCUCAAGGACUGAGCGCACCGAAGGCCAGCAGCCCGACCUUCCAGGUGACAGCCGGUCACCCUGGUAGGCGUCAGCUCCGCCCCAGCCAGCCCCCUCCCGCCCACUAGCCCCAUUCCCCGCCCAGCUCCCGUGCCUGCCCGGGGCGAGCGCGUUGGCCGCAGCGGUUCUGCAGCAGCCCGAGCAGGCGGCGGAGACGGCGGUGCGGGGCCCUCGGUGUUAGCCUCCGACCGAACCGAACCGCGGCGGAGGCAGGGGUGGGGUGGGGUGGGGUGGGGUGCGUGGAAGUUCGCUCCGCAGGCGCGAGCCCGGGAAAGAAAGAUGUCGAUUUAACCCGCCCUCUCCUGCCAGUCCCGCAGCCGGGCGCUCCCACGGUGCCCAGCGCCGGAGCCUCCCAGCCUCGCCCGGGGAAGUGCCGCAUGGGGCAGGGCCUGUGAAGCGCGGAGUUCGGGGUCGCACCGAGCGGAGGUGGGGGCAGCACUUGGCACAGUCUCGGCGGCACCCGCCCGCCCUCAGCGCGGGAGUUGAGGAAGCGACGCGCUUGCCCCGCCGCCUCGGUGCCCUCGGAGGCGCGAGUUAUGGAGCCCCCCAGCUGUAUUCAGGACGAGCCGUUCCCGCACCCCCUGGAGCCCGAUCCGGACACCCCAGUGCAGCCGGGCCCUGGGAAGCGAUUCCGGCUGUGGUACGUUGGGGGGUCGUGCCUGGACCGCAGGACCACGCUGCCCAUGCUCCCCUGGCUCAUGGCCGAGAUUCGCCGGCGCAGCCAGAAGCCUGAGGCGGGCGGCUGCGGGGCCCCGGCGGCUCGCGAGGUUGUUCUGGUGCUCAGCGCGCCCUUCCUGCGCUGCAUCCCCGCGGCGGGCGCCGGGGCGGCGGGGGGCGUGGGCCCCGCGGCCGCGCAGCCCAACCCCGGCGUGUUCAUCUUCGAGCACAAGGCGCAGCACAUCUCUCGCUUCAUCCACAACAGCCACGACCUCACCUACUUCGCCUACCUGAUCAAGGCGCAGCCUGAUGACCCCGAGUCGCAGAUGGCCUGCCACGUUUUUCGCGCCACGGACCACAACCAGGUACCAGAUGUAAUCAGCAGCAUAAGGCAGUUAUCUAAAGCUGCCAUGAAAGAAGAUGCCAAAGCCAGCAAAGACAACGAGGAUGCCUUUUACAACUCUCAGAAGUUCGAGGUCCUGUACUGCGGGAAGGUGACGGUAACCUACAAGAAGGCCCCGUCCAGCCUCAUCGACGACUGCAUUGAGAAGUUCUCGCUGCACGAACAGCAGCGCCUGCGCAUCCAGGGUGGGCAGCGCAGCACAGAUGCUGGCUAUGAGCUGGGGGUGUUCGAGGCCGAGGUGCCCUCCUCACCCGCAGACAUCCUGCUGGAGGAAGCGGGUGGCAUGACCAAAACCCACCCUGCUUUACCGGCUGUCGCCAGCCAGCCUGUGCUGUCCAGCUCUCGGCUGUGUUUCCCUGAGCGGAUUUUGGAAGAUUGUGGUUUUGAUGAACAGCAGGAGUUCCGGUCUCGGUGCAGCAGCGUCACGGGAGUCGUGCAAAACAAAGUUCAUGAGAGCUGCCAAAAGCCACAGCCCCGAAGGAGACAUGCCAGCGCUCCCAGCCAUGUACAGCCCUCGGAUUCGGAGAAGAACAGAACAAUGCUGUUUCAGGUUGGACGCUUUGAAAUAAACCUUAUCAGUCCAGACACUAAGUCAGUUGUGUUGGAAAAGAACUUUAAAGAUAUCUCUUCUUGUUCUCAGGGUAUAAAGCACGUAGAUCACUUUGGCUUUAUCUGUCGGGAGUCUCCAGAGCCUGGGCUGAACCAGUAUAUCUGUUAUGUGUUCCAGUGUGCCAGCGAGUCCUUGGUUGAUGAGGUAAUGCUAACUUUGAAGCAGGCAUUCAGUACAGCUGCUGCCCUGCAGAGUGCCAAGACCCAGGUUAAGCUGUGCGAGGCCUGCCCAAUGCACUCUUUACAUAAGCUCUGUGAACGCAUUGAAGGUCUCUAUCCCCCCAGAGCCAAGCUGGUGAUACAGAGGCAUCUUUCAUCGCUGACAGAUAAUGAACAAGCAGACAUCUUUGAACGAGUACAGAAAAUGAAGCCAAUCAGUGACCAAGAGGAAAAUGAACUCGUUAUUUUACAUCUGAGGCAACUGUGUGAAGCCAAGCAGAAGACACACGUUCACAUUGGAGAAGGCCCAUUGACCUUUUCAAAUAGUACAAUUCCAGAAAAUGCAUCAAGUAGUGGAAGGUUCAAACUUGACAUUCUUAAAAAUAAAGCAAAAAGGUCCUUAACUAGCUCUCUGGAAAAUAUCUUCUCACGGGGAGCUAAUAGGAUGAGAGGUCGGCUUGGAAGUAUGGACAGCUUUGAAAGGUCCAACAGUCUUGCUUCAGAGAAGGAUUACUCACCAGGAGAUUCUCCCCCAGGAACACCCCCAGCCUCUCCCUUGUCCUCAGCUUGGCAUACGUUCCCUGAAGAGGAUUCUGACUCCCCACAGUUUCGAAGAAGGGCACACACGUUCAGCCACCCACCUUCCAGCACCAAGAGAAAGUUGAAUUUGCACGAAGGGAAGGCACAUGGCAUUCGCUCCCCUCUUCUGAGGCAGAGCUCCAGUGAACAAUGCAGCAUUCUUCCAUCAGUUCGGCGCAUGCACAAGGAGACUAAUUCUUCCUCCAGUCUUCCAAGUCUUCACACUUCCUUCUCUGCCCCUUCCUUCACUGCCCCCUCUUUCCUGAAAAGCUUUUACCAGAAUUCAGGUAGACUGUCCCCACAAUAUGAAAAUGAAAUCAGUGAUGGAGAGGGGAGAAAAAGGACUUCAUCUACUUGCAGCAAUGAUUCCCUAAACAUUGGAGGAACUCCUGUCACUCCUUGCCGAAUCUCCUGGCGGCAGCGCAUUUUCCUCAGGGUUGCUUCUCCCUUGAACAAAUCUCCCUCAGCAAUGCAGCGGCAGGAUGGCCUGGACAGGAAUGAGCUGCUGCCACUGUCCCCUCUUGCUCCAACCAUGGAGGAGGAACCACUGGUUAUAUUCACAUCUGGUGAAGAUGACCCCGAAAAAGUUGAAGGAGAUAAAAAAUCAGAAGAACUGAGGUGUUUGUGGAGAAAAGCUAUACACCAACAAAUCUUGUUACUUCGGAUGGAAAAAGAAAACCAGAAACUUGAAGCAAGCAGAGAUGAACUCCAAUCUAGAAAGGUUAAAUUGGACUAUGAAGAAGUUGGUGUAUGUCAGAAGGAGGUCUUGAUAACCUGGGACAAGAAAUUACUAAACUGCAGAGCUAAAAUUAGAUGUGAUAUGGAAGAUAUCCAUACAUGUCUUAAAGAAGGUGUUCCUAAAAGUCGGCGAGGAGAAAUUUGGCAGUUCCUGGCUUUACAAUACCGUCUAAGGCACAGACUGCCUAAUAAGCAACAACCCCCUGAUAUAUCCUAUAAAGAACUUUUAAAGCAGCUCACUGCUCAGCAGCAUGCUAUUCUUGUGGAUUUAGGAAGGACAUUUCCCACUCAUCCUUACUUUUCAGCACAGCUUGGGGCAGGGCAGCUGUCACUCUUUAACCUCUUAAAAGCCUACUCCUUGCUGGACAAAGAAGUGGGUUACUGUCAGGGGAUCAGCUUUGUGGCGGGAGUCCUGCUUCUGCACAUGAGUGAAGAGCAAGCCUUCGAAAUGCUGAAAUUCCUCAUGUAUGACCUAGGCUUCCGCAAACAGUACAGACCAGACAUGAUGUCACUACAGAUUCAAAUGUACCAGCUGUCCAGGCUUCUUCAUGACUAUCACAGAGAUCUCUACAAUCAUCUUGAAGAAAAUGAAAUCAGCCCCAGUCUUUAUGCUGCCCCAUGGUUCCUCACAUUGUUUGCCUCUCAGUUUCCAUUAGGAUUUGUAGCCAGAGUUUUUGAUAUAAUCUUUCUUCAGGGAACUGAAGUUAUAUUUAAGGUGGCACUCAGCCUACUGAGCAAUCAAGAGACACUUAUAAUGGAAUGUGAAAGCUUCGAAAACAUUGUUGAAUUUCUUAAGAGCACACUACUUGAUAUGAAUACAUCUGAAAUGGAAAAAAUUAUUACUCAGGUUUUUGAGAUGGACAUUUCUAAGCAGUUGCAUGCCUAUGAGGUAGAGUAUCAUGUGCUGCAAGAUGAACUUCAGGAAUCUUCAUAUGCCUAUGAGGAGAGUGAACCUUUGGAGAAGCUGGAGAGGGCUAAUAGCCAUUUGAAAAGACAAAACAUGGACCUCCUAGAAAAAUUGCAGAUAGCUCAUGCUAAAAUCCAGAACUUGGAAUCCAGCGUGGAAAAUCUUUUGACCAGAGAAACCAAAAUGAAAUCUUUAAUUCGAACUCUGGAGCAAGAGAAAAUGGCUUAUCAAAAGACAGUGGAGCAAAUCCGGAAGUUGCUGCCAGCGGAUGCUCUAGUCAAUUGCGAAUUACUGCUCAAAGACCUCAACUGCAAUCCUAACAACAAAGCCAAGACAGGAAUCAAGCCAUAACUGAUGAAGCGCUGUCUCAACAGGAAAUGAAUGCCGCAGGAGGAGAGAGUAGGCAUUCUGCUGGCCCUGUGCCAUAUCCUAGAGCCCACAGAACCACUUAUCUCUGGUGCUGAGCCUGUGGCCUGUAGGAUUCACUGUUGUUAGAGUGUGCUAGCCCUAAGCCAUUGUACAUAUGUGGGCUGACUUUUAGAAUGGUGGUCCUUAUUGACUAUGUACAUAUAUAUAUAUAUAUACAUAUGUAAUUGACUUAAAACUAUGAUAAAAAGAUAAAAAGAAUAAAUGUACAUUUAAAGCAUUUUUCUAAAUCAACUUCAUGAAAGACACCAAAGUGAAGUUCCCCUUGGCCACAUGUGAAAUCAUUUUGUCUUUGUAGUGAUACAAAGUUAGAGCAUUUUUGUAUAUUGAAAUAUACUUGAAAAAAGUGAAUGUAAUUUUUUUCUCCAAAGAGCAGCAUGUUUCAUCCAGUGAAACAUGUAAGAGGCAGAAUCUUUUUGUGUGACUUUGUGUAUAUCUUUUUGAAAAUGGACUGACAUUACACAGAUGAGGAAAAUGACUGUCAGUCACUCACCUCUGGUUUUAUCAGGAAAAGGACAGAGUGGGACCCUCCUCUCCUGCCUGCAUUGUGCCAAAUAGUAUGUGGUGUCUACAUGCCUUUGAGUUUGGUUAGGCCUUGCUUUAGACAAAUGUAAGAAGAAAGCAAAGGAUCAUGACUACAUCUAUCUACUCAGAUCAAGAUAAACAAGAACAUUGCUAAUUUUCUAGCACAUUUGACAAGCAUUGUUUCUCCAACUAAGAAUUGUAGGCCUCAGCAUUUUAAUUUAGGGCCUAAAUUGUCUAGCUAGCUUUCUGUUCAUUUAAAUUAUUCCUACCACUGUAACCAGACUCUUCUUUACUUGGUACCACAGUUAGUGACAAAGUUUUGCCAUUUCUCCCAUCAAAAUGUGCAGCCUUUUAGUUUAGACCUCUUUCUACCUUCAGUGAAGGAUAAGAAGAAUAUGAUGAAGAAAUUAUGAUUUAAGGAUAAAAAAGUUAGGACUGGUUUUCUAAAGAUAUGCUGUGAUUUUUGUUGGUUUUUAGCUAGUUGACAGAAAUCUCUUAAUCAUUUUAACCAUCUUCCCCCUCCCUUGUGAAAAUUUUUGAGAACUGUGAAAUAUUGAACAAUAUACUAUCAAAACUCACUGAAGAGAAGGAAAAAAAAAUAGCUCAAAGCCCUAAAAGCUACAGUUUUGGAUAUGGGUUUCCAAAUUUCUCAUCCUACAGAUAGCCAACAAGAAAGAGGACAGCCAUUCCUACUUGUUGCAUAGAGAAAAGUGACUUCAGAGUCCGCAGGCAAUUCUCCAUUUUAGAGAUGGUUCUAUGAUUGCGCCUCUGAACACGGAUGCAACAUUUUUUGGUUUCCAAGCAAUGUUUAUCACCACUACUUUUUUUUUUACAGUACUUAUAUUACCACAGAUGAAAUCCCUAGGGUCAUUUUCUUCACAGGUAGUCUGUCAGGUACAAACUAAAAUUAACUGGAGUAGAAGAAUACAGUUCUAAAUGUUUCUGAACACUUUGAUAUACACGCCAGAAUCAUCAGCACCCUCCUUCUGCAACAUUACUCAGUGUAACUCUAAUAACUCUCAUUAUGAACCAGCAUGCUCUCUAACCCAGGCAGUAUUUUAAAAGACAGUGAAUUCUUAUUAGUAAAGGUAAUGCAACUUCUAGGUUCUAGAAAUUAAUGACUCUAGGUAACUAUUUAUUUGGAGACACAUUGCUUAGAGUUUCUGAAAAUUUCAUUAUUUGUAGGAGAGAGUUUUUGUUUUUGUUUUCUACCAGUUAUAUGACAGGUGUCAUUGUGAUACUGUGUGGUGAUGAGAAUUACUUUACUUGUGUAAUUACCACAUAAGUAACUACGUAACUGUUUGUGUAAGUUAAACCUGGAAGGCAAACAAUCUUCAAUUUGGGGAAAGAAUCUUUUCUGUUGCUCACUUUAAGUAAAUCUUAUUCUUACAUAUCUUAUGGGUAUUCAAAGUCACUAUGAUGGGUUGUACUAUAGUGUUCAGAGAUUAAGUUCACUUGAGUAGAUUAAUUUAAAAGUGAGUUUUCUUUUGCACUUAUGAUUUACAAAUGUCACAUCAGUUAUACUUCAUGCAGCUACAUCUUCAGAGUAAUGUAUUAUUUAGUUCGUUUCCAAUAAACACAUCAGCGCAUCUUC
This is a messenger RNA of Erinaceus europaeus (western European hedgehog), 6795 nucleotides long. It is a transcript of the gene TBC1D4, whose product is annotated as TBC1 domain family member 4. The transcript is spliced from 20 exons. Bases 735 to 4601 code for a protein of 1288 amino acids. NCBI's taxonomy places the organism in Eukaryota, Metazoa, Chordata, Mammalia, Eulipotyphla, Erinaceidae. The record is from RefSeq and is a predicted model, not a curated record.